AUGUUCCUCCAUUCGGGCGCCAGCCUUCAUGGCCAUGAGUACUCGAAUAGACCAAACCGGCCAUCAAAUCAACAACUCUUGCCGGACCCGAGACGGAAUCGUCUGCUACGGUCUGCCUUUACCUCGCCCAACUCCGCAUCCUCGUCUGCAUCCACAUCGUCUGCACUUUCUUCCUCUGCCUCUGCCGUCUCCCACCCUUCCGUCACUUCGUCUUCGGCAACGGCCAUUCCCAGUCUCAACGCGUCCGCCACCUCAUCGCCGCCAUCCAUUGUCCGCUCCAGCACCUACUCGGAUGGCAUUCGCCCGGCUCGACCGCUCCGUCCCAAGCCGCACCUACGGCACGUCUCUGAAGGCCUUCUCACGAGUGACCGGUCGCUCCCACCCGAGCCCGUUGUCCGGUUCCACGACCCUCCAGUCGUAGAAACCGGGCCCAUCACCCGCUCGCUUCUUUCCACAAACACUCCGAGAUUAUCAACACCAUCCCGGCCCCGGGCUCGCCUGCCCAAGGCGCCGGAACCUAUGAGCGAAGAUGAGGCCUCGUUCUCGGCCUCGGAGGCAAGCUAUGCCAGCGACCCGGCGCCCAGCUCCGCCGCGUCCUCCAAGCCCAGCCGCCGCCGACGAACGCCCCGCAAGAGUACAACGUUCCUGCUCGCCCAUCCAGCACCAAAACUGAGCACGAAGAAGCACCUUCUCAAGCGGCUCCGCCCGACGCUGCUCAUGCAAAUGCAACAGCUCUCGGCCGACCGCCGGCCACGGCCCGUGAUCGACGUCUACCCGUCUUCGCUACUUGCUGGCAACGUUGCCGCACCCCGGUUCUCGAAACGGUUCCCACGCCUUUUUGGUAUCAACGGCGAGCUGGGCCUGCACGACACCAUCCUUGUCCAGAGCGAAGACUACGACUCCCGUUUGCUCGGUUCUGAGAGCGACGACGAGAACGACAGCUUCGAGCACAGAGCUUUACUUGCUGUGCUGAGUCCCUUGCGCCGCGGCGAUCAGUCCGAGAUUGCACUCGAAGACGGCUCUGUCUGGACGACAAAGGCGCUACCUACCGGCUCUUUUGACUUUGUCCGCGUAGAUGAACACGGCAACACAACCACCGCCCGCUGGGUGAGCCGUAACAUGUCCAAACCACCACCAGCUGUUGAUGCAAAAUGCACCACAACCGGGGCCGACGACCAUGCAGCUACUGCCGAACAUGACUGCAAGUUCACGUUCAGUAUUAUUGACCCGCAAUCAAGACGGCACCCCAUCCUAGGCACCCUGACGCGGACGACCCUUGAGAUUCUCGAUACCUACACCACGGUCUCGCCAUCGGCCAGCAGAUACCCGCCCUCGCGUGCCUGGACGCCGUCUCCGGCCUCCCACGACGCUGACAACAGCAACGACGAAGAGCUCUCGCACGACGAUGAUGCCGGCCAGCCAUCUAUUGCUCCAUCCAUGCUCUCCAAUGCCAAAGCACGGACCACGCUUCCCGUCGAUGCCGCCCUGAAGAACUUCAUUUCGAUCAGCGCAGUCUGGGUGGCCCUCCAGUGCGGUUGGGGCCAGACCGUAGGGGGACACUGCCCCUUCCCCGGAACUAGCAAUGCCUCGGGCAUCAAGAGCGCUACUGGCAGUGUCCGUUUUGUGCCUGACUCAUCGGCCGGCGAUGCUACCAACGCUGGCGAUGACACCUUCAAGCGCGGGCGCCGCUUGUCUGCACGCUACAAGACACGAUCGGCUACACUUCCCUCCAUCGAUAUCCCCGACCGCGAUGUAUCACCGUCCGUAUCGCCCAAGGCACCUGGGCGCACGCCCAUCUUUCCACGGAAGGCAUCCAGCACGGGCGCUGCCUACAUCCAACGCCGAAAACAGAUGCAACUGUCCGACACAAGCGACUCGGAACGGCCGCCGGCUGCUCUUAUUGCCCCGCGCCGUCGGAGCCGCGCAUUCUCGCGACUGAGCGGCGAGUUUUCGUCCAAGGUGUCUUCCAAGGUCCAGUCGUCCCCCUCGCCGUCCGAAGCACCUGCUACACCCGAGGUCAUGCUCGAGGAAAUCUCCCCCGUGCCAUCAUCUCUGUACCACCACCAGCAGAACUCACAGCAGCCUAACACGUCGUCGAGGACGACCACGGCAGCAUCGUCCAUAGCUGCUGCGCCAGUCUCGUCGUUCACAUCGCCCGAUCUGCAGCAGACCCAGGCCUUGUUGGCAACACAGUCCUUGCCUCGCGGCGGCCGGUCUGUCUCUGCCUACUAUGCCACGAAUCCUUUGGCCCAUGCUAUGCCGGACGAUUUUACCGAUGCGGCCCACCCUGACCACCUGGCGAUGAUGCAGCACCACGGCCCUGUUGACCUGAGCGCAGCACCGAUUGACAUCCAUCGCCACAACCCCAACGGCAUGGCCUGGCAUCAUCGACCCGACUCUGUCAUGGAAAAGAGCAGCAAUAACGGCGGUGCGCGCUGGAAGCGCCUGGGCAAUUGGUUCAAACGCCUCGGAAAUGGCGGUAGCGCGAACGGCGUCGCCCAUUAA
This is a messenger RNA of Sporothrix schenckii 1099-18, 2505 nucleotides long. RefSeq lists its product as uncharacterized. Bases 1 to 2505 code for a protein of 834 amino acids. The record is from RefSeq and is a predicted model, not a curated record. The transcript has a single exon. NCBI's taxonomy places the organism in Eukaryota, Fungi, Ascomycota, Sordariomycetes, Ophiostomatales, Ophiostomataceae.